Messenger RNA from Quercus lobata, 3244 nucleotides. RefSeq names its product myosin-binding protein (Protein of unknown function, DUF593). NCBI's taxonomy places the organism in Eukaryota, Viridiplantae, Streptophyta, Magnoliopsida, Fagales, Fagaceae. The transcript has 3 exons. The coding region runs from base 284 to 3229 and encodes 981 amino acids. The record is from RefSeq and is a predicted model, not a curated record. Gene Ontology annotation, molecular function: myosin binding.
UGCUCAGCCUCUUAGUCCUCUUUCUCCUUCGGUUGUCAUUCCAUUAAACAGUCUUCUCAUUCGAAAUAAAACCACUUCCUCAUCUUCAUUUGUUCUCUCUCUCUCUCUCUCUCUCUCUCUCUCUCUUAAACAGUUCCAAAUCUUGUUCUAUCUUUCUCUUUUGAUGUUGUUCAAUCUCUCUCUCUGUCUCUCUCAGCAUCAACACUAAACUAGCCUACAAACUUUCUCUUUUAAUAUUGCCUUGAGUUACAUCUCUGUAUAUCCGAAGAGCAUAGCAGCAUCAAUGGCUGCAAACAAGUUUGCCACCAUGUUGCAUAGAAACACCAACAAAAUCAUGCUUAUGCUAAUCUAUGCCAUCCUAGAAUGGAUUCUGAUCAUUCUCCUCCUCCUAAAUUCUCUGUUUUCUUAUCUGAUCAUUAAAUUUGCAGAUUACUUUGGUCUUAAAAGGCCCUGCUUAUGGUGUUCUAGGAUUGAUCAUAUCCUAGAGCCUGGAAAGAACAAGAAUUCCUAUAGAGAUCUUGUUUGUGAAGCUCAUGCGUCUGAGAUUUCCAAACUGGGAUACUGCUUGAAUCACCAGAAACUAGCUGAAUUGCAAGAUAUGUGCGAGGAUUGCUCGUCCUCAUUGCAACCAGCUGAUAGUCCCGAAUUCUCAAAGAGGUAUGCUUUCUUUCCAUGGAUGAACAAGAUUGGUGUGAUUCAGAGUGGUGAUGAAAAUUUCAGUGAAAAUGGGGAAGGGAAUUUGAAGUGUUCUUGCUGCAGUGUGAGUGUGAACUUGAGCAACAAGUUCUACCCUCCUUGUAUUCUUAUCAAGCCUUCUUGGGAGGAUUUUGAUGACACCCAGAAACAUAAUUUUAUUGCAGAGGCUGAUGUUGUUGCUCAAAUUGAUGAAGGUGAUCAAUCUGAUCAGAGCAAAUCAGAUUUUGUUACUAAUCUAUGUGAAGAUGAACAGAGUAUUGGAGAAAACAGGGGAAUUCAGAUAGUUUCUGAUGUUGUCAUGGAUGGUGAGUCUGCAAGAAGAGAAGAGGAGGCAGAGGAGAACGGUUCUGUAUGUGACUUCGGCUGCAAGGAACUGGUCGUUGAUGAAGACGAUAAAUUGAAUAUGGUUAUAGAAAAAGAGCUAGAACCCGUUAAGGAAGAGAGUAAUAUGAAUUUAUCCAUGGAUGAUCAGUCUUGUGAUCAGACCGUGGCUCACGUCAAUUUGAGUAAAGACACCUUCCAUGAAAUUCAGCCACAGCAUCUUGAGUUUUACAUUGAUCAAGAAGAUUGUAGGUUGAUUCCAAUUGAAUUGAGCGGCUCUGCUACCACGGAAGACCAAGGUCAACCUAUAUAUAAGCUGGAAGAUCAAGGAUAUUGUGAGAAUCAAGAUGUUAUUUUGGAUUUUGAUAUGCACAUUGAGGCACAAGCACAACCGGUUGUAGAGAAUUGGCACAGUUCAGAAGAGAUGGUGGCAUUACUUUCAGCCCUUGAGAGUGAGGAGGAACCUAAGGUUUCAGUGCUUGAAUCCAUGGUUCUGGUUGAGACUGAGAACAACUCUAUUUUGCGUAAAGAAGUUGAAGAUUUAGCGAAGGAAGAAUUUGAACAGGUUUCUAUAACUCAAGCCACUCAAACAUCAUCUAAUGAUGAUGAUGAGGAUGAGGAUCAAGCAAGAGAAAUGGAUUCAGAUGCUCAUCAAGCAUCAGAAGAAGCAAUUCAAAUGCAAAGCAAUGAAUUGGAUAUGGAAAUUUCGAUAGGGACAGAGAUUCCUGAUCAGGAGCCACUUGAUGAGGCUCAAACCCUAGGGGCUCUUCCUUCUUAUGAACAUAGACAGGAAGAUCCUUCCACAAGCUCUGUCAUUUUGCAUGUUGAUGAUGAUAACGGUUCUAAGCAAGCUGAGGAAGAAUUUUUAGAAUUUAAAACCAUGUCGAUAGAAACAAGUAAGCAAGAAAUAAAUAGUCAUAUAUCCUUGGGUCUGGAGCUAAAUGAAAUUGAGGAAGAAAAAGUUCCUGAUACACCAACUUCUGUGGAUAGUUUACAUCACUUGCACAAGAAAUUGUUACUACUUGAGAGGAGAGAAUCAGGAACAGAAGAGUCCUUGGAUGGAAGUAUCAUUAGUGAGAUAGAAGGUGGUGAGCUGACCACGGAGAAGUUAAUAUCAGCAUUUAGAGCGGAAAGGAAGGCUUUGAAUGCUCUAUAUGCAGAAUUAGAAGAAGAGAGAAGUGCUUCUGCUGUGGCAGCCAAUCAGACAAUGGCAAUGAUAAAUAGGCUUCAGGAAGAGAAGGCAGCAAUGCAAAUGGAAGCUUUGCAGUAUCAGAGAAUGAUGGAAGAGCAAUCAGAGUAUGACCAAGAAGCUUUGCAGCUAUUGAAUGAGCUUAUGGUGAAGAGGGAAAAAGAGAAUCAUGAGCUAGAAAAGGAGCUGGAAAUAUAUCGUAAGAAGGUCCACGAUUAUGAGGCCAAAGAGAGAAUAAUGAUGUCAAGAAGGAGAGAGAGUAGCACAAGAAGCACUGCUUCUUGUAGUAAUACUGAGGAUAGUGAUGGAAUAUCUAUUGAUCUGAAUCAUGAUGUAAAGGAAGAAGAUAGCUUCUAUGGCAAUCAAGAAAGUAGCAGCCAAAACACUCCUCCUGAUGCAGUUGUAUUCUUGGAGGAAUCAUUGGCAAACUUUGAAGAAGAGAGGUUAUCAAUUCUAGAGCAGCUCAAGGAGUUGGAAGAGAAGCUUUUUACAUUGAGUGAUGACGAGGUACAACAUUUUGAGGAUGUCAAACCGGUUGGCUAUUCCUUCCAUGAGAAUGGAAAUGGAUACCAUAAGAAUUCAGAUUCUGACACUGAGGUAAAUGGUGUUGAUCAAAAUGGUCAUUCCAAGGAAAUGAAUGGAAAGCAUCAUCAGGAGCUAAGAUUCAAAGGGUCAAAGGCAAAGAGACUUCUUCCCCUUUUUGAUGCAAUUGGUGAAGACUGUGAAGAUGGUUUGGUGAAUGGACAUGAACAAGGGUUUGAUCACGUUGCAUUGCUGACACCCUUGGACGCCAAAUUUGAAAUGGAGAAGAAGCUUGCCAUUGAAGAGGAGGUAGAUCAUGUGUAUGAGAGGUUAGAAGUACUCGAGGCAGAUAGGGAGUUUCUAAAGCAUUGUAUAAGCUCCUUGAGGAAAGGAGACAAGGGUUUAGAUCUUCUCCAAGAGAUUUUACUACAUCUUCGUGAUCUCAGGAGUGUCGAAGUUCGUGUCAAGAAGAUGGGGGAUGGUGCUAUAUAUUCACUUUAAGCUUAAAUGUCUAUA